Molecule: messenger RNA, 2698 nt
Organism: Xyrichtys novacula (pearly razorfish)
Lineage: Eukaryota; Metazoa; Chordata; Actinopteri; Labriformes; Labridae
Source: the annotation of a GenBank genome assembly
AGACCAGUCAGAAUCUGCAACAGGACAGCUGGAGACACGAGGGAGUCCAUACAGGGAGCAUCAGAGAGAAAGUGAGAAAGAGAAAGAGGGAGACGCUGUUUUCUUUUUAGUUUGAUCUCUCUCUGAGAUACUGAUCAAAAAGCCAAACUGGCAGCAGACGAAACCAAAAGCUUGCUGGAGGAAGGAGAGGCCAAUGCGGAGCAGGCCAACAGGGGACCGGAUGGGCCGGCAGAAAGGGAGUCACCAGGGCCAAUGGUGCGAGUUGAGCUGGAGCUGGAGAUCCCGAUGUCUGUGACACUGCCUAUCGAGGUGCAGCCUGACCUGGCGCACCAGCCGUUCCCCUUCUUGGACACCACGCUGGCUGACCUGGGCAUCCAAGAGUGAGUUUGCUUUCCAGUGUGACAGAAUUUAAAGCAAAUUUGUGUCGAUUUACUAACAGAGGUGGCUGCUUCCAGGUCAGAGGUGAAGGAGAGGAUAGUGUGGGUUGACAACAAGAAGACCAAAGUCAAGAACAAAGAGGGGAAGAUGAAGGAGAAAGAGAUCACCAUCCUGGAGGUGAGACAACUCCACUCUGAUUUACUGUGUUUUUUUUAUUGUUCAAAUAUGGAGCUCGAGGCUCCAGGUGAAGCAGUGUGUCCGUUUUGAUUUGUAGGUGAGAGUGAAAGCCCAGAAACCAGGAGACAAACAGCUCCAGGAGGUUCUGUACAGCACCGAGGCCCACACUGACCGCUCCUUCUGCCGCACAGGAGUGGACAUCUUACCCUGGAAACACACAUCCACAGGUCUGGAAGCAAAUGAAAUCCAUCAGUCAAAUAUUCAGCACUUUAACAUCCGUCUGUCACUGUCAGCUCACACUUCUUUCAGUUUAGAUGUUUUAUCUCAGCCCAUAUUCUAUUUUUAUACAUAUUGUGUCACUCUGCCCUGCAGGAGCCUGAAGUGACCUCUCGAAUAACAGAUUUACCAGACUGAUGUAGAUCACAGUCAUGUGCCAGAACCUCAGGGCGCUGAAAUGAGAUCAUUGUAAACAUUACAUCAUAGUCCACGGUUAAACAUGUGACUUUAGCCUGUUCCGUUUUCCGCUUUCGUCUCUAUCAUUAUGAAACGCACACAAAUUCAAAAAAGACCUCUCUGUCUUUACUUUCAGGGGAAGGUGAACUGGCACCGGUGCAGAUGACUAUGGCAUUGGAGAACCAGCAGCCAGACUCUACCGACACUGAGAGCCAACGAGAGAUAUGAGGAAAUGAGGCACAGCUCUUUACUGGAUUGUGAUUCCAGGAUGAAACUUUGAUUAAGAGUGUUGUCAUUUUCUUUUUCCACACUGUGGUGAGUUUGAAUGGCCUGACCUUAACUGCACAGUGGAACAUGCAUAUUUUAUAGCAUUUGUUUUAAACCUUGCACUUGAUGAAUAACGUGCUGUAUGGAUCUGUUAUAGAGUUUAAAGAGGAAAUAUCAGCAGCAAAAAUGCACUCUCCCAAGACACUUGUAGGCUUAGUUGCUGGCAGCACUUGCACAGUGUGCUGAGGGUGAAUAAGUGCCGGUUUUUGAGUGUUGCCUAUUAGCUCAGUCUGUUCAGUUAGUCAGAGAGCCCUGGGGUUUUCUGCUGCAGUAUUUCUGCCAGAGUUCAUACAACAGACAGCUGCAGAGCCGGCCCAUUAGAGAACCCCCUCUGAAGCAGAAUAUCAAUCUCUUUUAGGCCACGGCGUGAGUGUUUAUGUGGUGAUCAGACAUUCCAAGUCCACAGACUUAACACUCAAGGAUGAGAGGAAAAAUCACAUUUUUAUGGAGAUCAAAUUCAACAUCAGCACAUAACAAGAACAGGAAACCAAAAUACAGUGGCAACAACACAGGAUGGUAAACCGUAACCCUGACAGUCAUAAAACUUUAACAUUGCAUGCAUAUGAGCAAAUAAAUUAAAUGUUAACACUAAGAAAUAGAACUUCCAAAUGGGAAAGUAGCUACACCAGAAUGCUUGAAGUGCUGUUUUUAGAUCAAUUUGGGGGAACGACUCCAAAAACUGUCCAAACUUUCUACCUAAGGUAUAAAAAUCUUUCUUUGCUUCAUUCUGGCUUUCACGAGAGAGUGCGAGGAUGUGCAAAAGGCUACGAGCCAGAAAUGGCCUCGCUUAAUUUGGCCUGCUGCUCUCCUGGAAGUGAAACCGCAGCUGCUUGGAAGUCUUCAGAGUGGUCCUGAGCAAAGUUUUUUAUUAGCAUGGCCAAAGUCUUCUGUGUUUCUGUGGGCGAGAGACAAAAGAGGAGAGAUUGUUAUUGUCAUGUUCUCGAUAACUGAAGGUAAGCUGUUGAAAAAGUCUGAGCUCAGAUCAGUCCAAGUUGGUUCCAGAGAUCACAGGUCGUUAAGAAUUAUGGGUGUUACCAAAGAAAUCCUCACCCUCAUCAACUUUGUUGUUGCCGAGGACGUGAGUGGAUGCAGCGAUGAUGGGCUUCAUAAGUUUUACAACCUAAAAGGAGAGAGAUGUUGAAACGAUACAGAAUAAAUGCUUAAGCUAUAAACGCCCACGCCGACUGACUGAAUGAGGACAACGGUGAAGGAUUCAAAACACAGAGGAUCAUCACUACAGCAUUUCAUAUCUGUCAAAACCAAUUACUCUUCAUUAAACACUGAAGCUCUUGUUUUGCUUUUUGUUGGACAUGAUGUGUUGAAGCUAUUCAGUCAUAAUAAUAAUAAAAACCUUUAAAGAAAA